AUUUAGGUUUUUCAGAGAAUGUAUUUUUAACAUGUGUAUUUUGUCUUACUGUACUGGCAGAGUUUUUAUAGUCAAAACAAAUGAAAAAAAUCUACCAGUGCUGAAGAAGUAAUCCAAAGUAUUUAGAAUACGUUACUGACUUUGAGUAAUCUAACAGAAUACAUUACAAGUUACAUUUUACAGCAUGUAUUCUGUAAUCUGAAGUGGAACACAUUUAAAAAGUAACCCUCCCAACCCUGUCUGUACUGCACUGUUUUAUUUUAUUUCAAUGUACGUCCUUUAAUUCUCUCAUUAUACAUUUUUUGCCCAUUUUUUAAUUAAAUGCUUAUAUUAUCUUAUUCUUUUUUAUGUUCUUAAAAUUACAUUAGCUGUUGUCUUUCACUUAAUCAUGCCUAUGUAAAGCACUUUGAUUGACCAUUGUGUUUGAAAUGUGUGAAUAAACUUGCCUUGCCUUCCCACAAGUAGCACACAUGUCAGGAACUAUAUGUUCUAGCGGAAGGAUGGCACUUAACAAAUUUGCUUUAUAAAGUGAUAUAUUUAUGUAAAUGUAUGCCUUAUACAUUUUUGAUGUAGUAGCCUACUGAAUGUGUUAUAAAAAAGCAAUAAUGCCGAAGAGGCUAUGCUAUAUUAUAAAUAUAGUCGGUAAAUCAGCUAAAGGUCUUUGUUGGGCAGAUCUUUAGCCUUCCUUUAUUUGUUUUAUCUAUUAAACGUAAUCCAGCCUGAUCGUGGCCAAUGGGCGAGCUGCUAAUGACCCCCCUUCUGUUGAUGUUUUAUCUCUUCGCCCACAGAUAGGAGGCGUCAUAUGACUAUCCCUUCAUCAUAACUGUGACGAGGUUAGUGAUUCUGAACAGGAUUGCCGAGAUGAACUGCUUAAAAAUUAAUCCUUCAGCCCGUUUUGCUCUGAUUUCUUAUAUGGAUAAUUAUAUGGUACACGAGCUCAAAGCGGACAAUUCAUCACCGAAGGACAAAAGCGGCCUACAGCAGCACUGAAAAAAAUGCGCGAGUGGGCCCCUGUGGUCCCUUUAAUAUUGCAGUCCAAUUUUAAAUGUAUGCUAAUUGAAAUGUAAAACGUUUCCAACGUUUAAACUUGAAUUUACGCAUAGACGGUUCAUUAGAACAUUAGCUGACUAAAGUGAAGGCUUUUGCUAAAACAAGAAUACAAUGGGAGGAAAAGGCAAAUAAAAUCCACACGGUUAUCAAUAAAAACAACAGAAUGCACGUGAGAGCACAUUAAUAUUUAUUAUUAUAUAAAAACCACAAAAAUAAUUUGUAGAAAUACUCACCAUAUUACAAACCAUCUAAUGAGAUCCAUCUUUAAUUAUAAACAUGAACCAAAUGAUAUGUCCACGGUGAGAAAUCUCGCCUUGAUCUGGUUUUAACUCGGCGAGUCAUGUGGAAUGUUGCAAUGGCUUUAGAAGGUGAAUUUAGCACUCAUCACUGGCAUAAAACUCCUGUGGAUGUUACCUUUCAUAAUACUGACAGUUACAUAAGAAUUACAUUAGUCUAUCAACGUUUCAAGGUUUAAAUAAUGGCUAUAGAUAAGGCGGCCUGGAAAGAAAGGGGGAGAAAAAAAAAAAAAAAAAAAGAUACGAGUCGACUAAUGGUGAAACUGAAUGUCGAAAUUUGACGAUUAUCGACUCCAGCUGUCCAGAGAACAUACGAAGAUUGCGGUAUGAAAUGCAUUUCACACGUUUGCAUGUCCAGUAUUUAAAAAAAAACAACAAAAAAAAAACAGACAGAACACAUACUAACAUACUAGCGUCGACUCUGGUAGCCAAUCUGUACUUUCUUCUAUAUUUUAAGUAGCAGAUUACAAGCAGCUUGCGUUCGCAGGACACGAAUAUAAAGAGGAUUUUCCUGAUUAAUUGCACGAGUGCCACAAAACGGCCUCGUGACCCACUAAAGCCUUGUGCGGCAGGAAACGAUGUGGUCAACACGGCGUCGUUCCUUUUCUGGCAUAUUCUGAAAACAAGGCUACUUUUGGCUAUGGCUGAGAGACAAAAUCAGAUUGGAUUACCUCAACAAAAAACCACGAAGAAAAACAAAACAAAAACAAAGAGAGAAAUUUGGUGUUCCUGAAUGAACCUUGCGCAACACCAUUCAGGCUGAUAGACCUGGAGUCGCCCCAAGCACAUACACACAUAUAUAAAAAGGGGGUUAAACAGACAGAGACCAACGCAAUGACCAAAUUCCAAAGAUGAAAUGUUUGGGUUAUAGAUAUGUCUGUUCAAUACACCUUUAGACUUGUGUUCCAACCUGAAUAUGCUAAAUUACAUUGCCAAAAAAAUUGUGAAUAAGCACGACAAUUUCCAUACCACAUACCGGUAUGUGUUGCAACAGUGUGAUAAAUUCACCAGAAGAUCAGAAACCUAAGCGCCCCCCAAAAAAUCAAGUGUUCCUUAGUGCGCAAUCCUGGUUCUAUUUUAUCCUGCAUGCUUCACGUCAAAUGAUCCACUGAAUGGCUGACGAAUAAACAGCACCGAAUGUUCUUGAAAGGGGGAUGAGAGGGAGCACAACAGAGGACUGUAUAUUCCCUUUGUGCUUGCUGAUUGAAAUGUCACAGUGUUUGAGGUUCUUUCUCCGACCUUAAAUGGUUAGAUAGGUGGGUGCAUUCAUAUCCCGUAGCCUACCCGUGGCACGCGUCCAAGCGCUCAGAUUACUGCUGUUUUAUUCUCUCGCUCUCUCUCGUGCCACAUGGUUUCCACGGCUUUGCGCAGCAGCGUCGAGAGCGCCUUUUACGCAGAAGACAUUACUGCUCAGAUAAGCGUGUUUUUAUGCAAUAUCCUGGCUUCUCAAGCCCUUCUUAAGCACAUCUUGAGAUUGUGUUUGCUUGAGAACGCCAUAGUUGCGUGUCGAAAGCUGAAUCAUUUGUAACAGCGACCGAGAGCCUCGCCCAUGAAUGGCGCGGAAACCUUCAUUUCCCUCAAUGAAGUCCUUUGUGUGCAUGGACUAGCCAUUUUGAAAAUGAGAACAGCAGAGAAGCCAUUCAACAACAGGCUAUUUCUAAGGUCGCUUUGGACAUGGGUCAACAAAAAGAGGUGUUUGGAAUACUGAUUUUACACCUUUAACGAUUACAAUAAAUCCCCAUUAUAUAUAUGAGAUUAAAAGUUGAUUUUGUAACUGUAUAUAAUAAAUGUGGUUUUAAUGUUAUAUUUUAAAUACAAACUAUUCCCACGUCCUUUUGUCAUACAGAAUGUCCUAUAAACUAUUACCUUCGGAAAGAAAAGCUCUGGAUGAUAUUUUCUCUCCUCUGAAUGAUGAAGAGCGACUGUAUUUUCUCUUGUCAUCCUGUUAGUGUCUUCAGGAAGAGAAAGAGAUUGUUUGCAUAUUGCUAUAUCUAAGAAGUGCCACAAGAUUUUCAGCAGUUCCAGUAGUUAGAGACUGCGCAGUUAGCGGUGUUAAAUGGUUAUUUCCAAAAAAACGAUGGCAGAAAAAAUUGUUGUUUUUUUCCUUUUAGGCGUUGCAACCCAACCCCCUCUUUAAAGCAGUGUUAAAGGAUCCGAAGAUGGGAAUGAAAACGUUCCUGUUUCUUCAGCGUAUAGGCCUGAUAAAAAUAUUUCAACAAAAUGUUAAGGUAAAUAUCUCUGUUAGUGUAAUAAUGAUUGUGUGUGUUUAAGUCGACUUUAUACCAAAAUAUAUAGGGGGGGAAAUGUGCAUAUUACGUUGUCCAUGAGACGAAAUGUGUUAUGAAAUUAAAGCAUGCACCAUGGCACGAGGUCAAAUAUAAAGUGUUGCCCAAGAGCAUUGACUUACUAAAACUGCCAGUUGACCAAUUAAUUCCCGUUCCUUUUUCCAUUUUCUGUCACGUCAUGGGAGAAAAAGUGAAUUCCACAUUUUUGCCAUUGGUCAUUUUUUAAAUAUUGCUUUACUUAAAUAAAUAAAUAAAUAAUAAUAAUAAUAAUAAUAAUAAUAAUAAUAAUAAUAUCAUCUUGAUGAUAGUAGUACUGUAGGGUUAAAAAUAAGUCACAACAAGGGUGAGAAUUAACAUCUACAAACUCAAUCAAUCAUACCUGUGAUUCAGCAUUUUUGUAAAAGGCCAAUCGUCCUUUCUUUUUCUCUCUCUCUCUUUCUCUCUCUCUAUGGCCUGGCUUGUUUGCUGAAAUGUGAGAAGCAAUCAAUUUAAAUGGCUAUUUAAAAAAAAAACAAACAAAAAAAAAUAAAAAAUAAAAACAGCAUGCAACUGAAUGAUCUGGAGACAAAAGUUGGCUCAAAAAUGACAUCUUGAGGGAGCACUGAAAAGAAAUAUAGAAUCCAGUCAGUUUACAUAAAAUUCAUUUUAAUUAGCAGCAAAACAUGUUUCCCUACAGCUAGAAAAAGCAAAGACAAUAAAGAUAAACUUACUUAAUGAUUAAUGCUUGUCCCUGAACAAGAAAGGGCCUUACAAAGCAGCUGAUAUUUUAUGUUUUUUUUUUUAUAUAAACAUUGUAAUUAGUAAUAUAAAUCAAUUGCAAAUUGUUUACUCAGUAACAUUUUACUAAAGAAUAAAAUACUAUUAUAUGGGUGUGCCAUGACCUAGUUUGCUAGGACAAAGAUGGUUUCCAGGAAGAGAGAAAAAAAAAAAAAAAUUUAAAUGUCAAAGGGAUAUCAUCCAACAUUUUUUCUUCCUUCUUCUCAGAUCCUGCAAACAGAAACACUGUAUGUAUUAAAUAGUCCAUAAAAGGCUGAUGAAAUCAAGAUUUAGAUCCCUUUAGGAACAAAGGAAACCAAUUUUGGCCAUUGAGUUCCAAUGUAGGAGAAAAUGGCUGCGCCUGCAUUCAGCCUUCUUUCUGCUCUCUGUAGGAAGAACUGAGGGCUGUGCUUCUAAUAGCAGAAACUAACAUGGUGCUUCAAUCUGAUUGGCCAGAAAGGGAACUGUUGUUAACCUGCCAAUUGCCCAAGCACCGCAGAAUAUCAAUGGUCGGAAUGGUGGAAAGCAACGAGACGUGUAAAACUACUGCUAUGGCAAAAACAAAAACAGACAUUAGAUAUUUACACUGAAUACUCGACCAAAAAAAAAAAAAAAAAAAAGAUACAUUUUAGUCAAGCCACUUGAAAGGCUCAUUUUACUGACUGGUCGUGAACAGAUGGGUCGUGUCAAAACAUAUUCCGGAAUAAAUGUUUACAUUAAUGCAAACUUGCAUUCCAGAUAUGGACUAAAUCGAUUGGACUCGCAGACCGUGUCCCAAUUCAGUUCUAACAACCUUCCCCAGCGUUGGUCCUCCAUGUCCAUCUUGUAUUUAACGUCCACGUAAAUCUAACAAGCAGAUUCAACGCGUUAUAAACCUUUGUUUUUGUGUUCGGAAUUUAAUAUAUGGCAACUUUUUCUCGUGUUUCAAACACGAAACUGUAUAUGUGUUUUAUUGGAGUUCAUAAAAUAGCAGUAUACUGAUGUGAGAAUUAAAAAUAAUUCUUUGAAACUGCGUGUCGAAUGUGCCGCCGGACGGAACGUUGAGAUAGUGGUGUAUUGUGGGAGAGACAGAAACCCCAGAGUACAGGAGCACAAUAUGUGUUGGCUCGCAAAAAGGAGGCAGUAUCUUUAAAAUCAUGUAAUGUGAUCGGCGGAACGCUAAAGAUCUAGCCGUUUUAUAUCAAACUACUCGUUCGGACACAAAAUGUCCAGACCCGGGGAAAGAAAUAAGCUAAAUGAAGAUCACGGCAAAAGGCAGAGUUCAAGUUUGGCGAACGGAAUGGACAACAGCCAUCCUUUUUGCAGUUCGGGAGAGAAACGAAGUCAUCAUUGGAGAAGUUACAAGUUGAUUAUUGACCCAGCGUUAAAAAAGGGAUCACACAAACUGUAUCGCUACGAUGGACAGCACUUCAGCAUGCCGAACCCUGGAAUGCCACCAGUGGAUAUCGUUAGAGACCCGAGAAUCGGUCGUCUCUGGACAAAGUACAAGGAGACGGAUCUCCCGGUUCCUAAAUUUAAGAUCGACGAAUGUUAUGUCGGUCGCGUGCCGCCGAAGGAGAUCACGUUCGCGAGACUGAAUGACAACGUCAGAGAGGGAUUCCUCACCGACAUGUGCAAGAAAUUCGGAGACAUCGAGGAGGUGGAAAUAUUAUACAACCCGAAGAAUAAAAAACACCUCGGAAUAGCAAAAGUUGUUUUCGAAAACGUCAAGGCGGCGAAAGAUGCUGUUCAGAAUCUGAACAACACAUCUGUAAUGGGCAACAUCAUCCACGUGGAGCUGGACCCUAAAGGUGAAAAUCGCCAGAGGUACUUCCAGCGUUUGAUCAAUGGAAGUUAUACUCCACUCACACUUCCAGUUGGUGGCGAAGAGGCUUGUGAAGUUUCUCCACGGAGCUUAGCCGAAGCCCUGCUGGCAUGCGAGCCCCUGCGAAGACUGUCUGAAGGCAGUUCUUCUGCAGUCACGGGCACUGCUACACCAGGUGGCACCAACACCCCCAUGUCCUUGGAUACAGCCUAUUCCAGCCUGAGGCAGGAUACGCCGCAGUCCCAGGGCACCCCGCACACCCCACGCCAAUCGAGCACCCCGUUCUCUCAGGACUCCAACUACUCUAGCAGGCAGGGCACUCCGGCAUUCCAGCCUAACCGUGUGGAAGCCUCUGGAGGCUACAAGGCAAGGAGGCAUGAAACCAAAUUCCAGGAUGCCUACAACCGCAGGCCUGAGCGGCAUUAUGUACAUGGCACAGGAGGGGCACACCGCGGCAACGCAGAGCAGCCACCCAGUUUUAAACAACAUCAGCCACCUGAACCGCCAUCCCCUGCAUUUGCGCACACACCGCCACCACCAGCCACAGCAAAUUUCAAGACCGCUUUCUCUCCUUACCAGCCCCCAAUGCCCCCUGUGUACCCUCACACGGAAUCCCCCUUCAAUCAGCCCGUUCAGCGGGAAGUGGAUUACAGGAGAACCCCUCAAGCCCCUCUUCCCCCAGUCACUGACUUUACGCCUGUCAGAGACAGACCUGCGACACCACCAAUGCCUGAGCUGCCCCCUGCACCUGAGACCCAUCCAGCCACACCUCCGCCCUCCACGCCUGAGACUUGCCCAUCACUGGGCACCCCCACCCAGGAGUCAGAGCGCAACAGCCUGGACUCCCGCAUAGAAAUGCUUCUGAAGCCGUUCCUGAACGAGCGUGGAGACUCGGACACUGAGGUGCGCAUGGACGGGAGCCCAAUCUCCUCAUCCUCCUCGCAGCUCUCCCCCAUCCCGCCCCAUCGGCCCUCGCGGCCUUCAAGCGCUGGCCUGGAGGAUAUCAGCCCUACUCCAUUGCCUGAUUCAGAUGAUGACGAACCUAUCCGAGGUACUGCUUCUCUGCUGACGAACUCUAGGGCGAUGUCGCCUGCCAACAUCCACAGUAAGAGCGGUACAGGACGACCACGGACGCCCACAGACAAAAUGGACAUGGGCCAUCAGUCUUCGGGUGAAGACAUGGAGAUAUCUGACGAUGAGAUGCCUGGCACACCCAUUGCCAGUGGGGACUGUGCCAAAAGCAUUGUGGUCAACUCUGCCCUGUCUCCAAUGCAGACCAUUCCCAUGCCCCCACCAGGGUUCCCCCCUCUGCCCCCUCCACAGUCUGGCUUCCCCCUGCCACCACCUCCUCUUCCACCCCACUCAACCGUUCCACACCUGGCUGCCCCUCAUGCAUUGCUACAUCCAUUGCACCCCUUUCCCCCUGGCAUGAUGCCCAUAAUGCAGGUGGACUUAAUGAGCUCCGUACCACAGUGGGGUAGCGUUCACAUGUCUUUCCAAAUGCAGACUCAGAUGUUAAGUCGUAUUGCUCAGAGCCAGCGACCGUAUCCCUACCCCCACUUCAUGAGCGGGGACGCAGCAGGGGCUGCAGCUAGUGCCAUGCAGUUUGGGGGCCCGUACCAACCUCUGUCUAUGGUUCUUGCCCCUGCUGCCGGUGUAGGCCAUGGGCAACCCUGGUCUCUGCCCAGUGUACCCAAGUUUAAUCCUGCUGUCCCACCGCCAGGUUAUGAGCCCCAGAAGGAAGACCCUCACAAAGCCACGGUGGAUGGAGUACUUAUGGUUAUUGUCAAAGAGCUGAAGGCCAUCAUGAAAAGAGAUCUCAACCGUAAGAUGGUGGAGGUGGUGGCCUUCAGAGCAUUUGAUGAGUGGUGGGACAAACAGGAGCGUUCUGCAAAGGCUACACUUACACCUGUUAAGACAGGUGAGAGCAAGGAUGAGGAGAAAGAACGGGCCAAGCCCAAAGAGACUAUAUCCUCUAGUUUGCUAGAGAACUGGAACAAGGUUGAGGGUCUGGGCUUUGAGGGUAUGGGGCUUGGCAUCGGCCUGCGUGGUGCCAUCAGAUUACCAUCCUUUAAGGUAAAGAGGAAACAGCCUUCUGAGCCAACAUCAACAAAUGACAACAAGAGAGUAAGACUAUCCACACCUGUCGAUGAUGAGCUGGAGGAUGAAGAAAGAACAGAACUUUGCCCGGACGGAUCCAGAGUGGAUGGCAGUGGUUCUGCUGCCAAGCGAAGGCCAGCCAGGCCUCUGGAGCUGGACAGUGAGGGUGAGGAGGAGGAGGAAACCUCCGGUAAAGAGGAGUCAUCACUGUCGGACCAUGAAGAGGAGCCAGAGGAAGAUGCUUCUGAGAGGUUGUCUUCCAGCAAGGAUAUCGAGGAAGAAGAAGAUGAGGACAAAAAGAGUGAAUCAGAGUCGAGUGAGAGUGAAUCAUCAGACUCUUCAGAUGAUGCCUCUAGUUCAUCGUCCUCCAAAUCUGGUUCGGAUUCCUCCGGGAGUGAGAGCUCAUCCGACUAUGAAUCAAGUUCGGAGGAGGAGGAGGAAGAGGAGGAAGAGGAGGAAAGAUUUGUUGGAAUAGAGGAUGAAGACGAAGUACAAACCUCAUCGUCAUCCUCAUCUUCCUCAUCCUCAUCCUCCAAUGAAGAGGAAGAUGUUGAUCUAAAAGCCCCCAGUACUCCCAUUGGACCACCCCCAGAGGAGGAGACAACAGAGGCGUUAGAAGAGGCAGAGAUCGGUGGUACGUUGAGCUCAGUCAAACUUGGUCUUGAAGACAUUCGACCUCCAUCACCCAAAGGAGCGCCAGUGGAGGAACCUGACAGUGACUUGAAGGUCAGUAUUCCAGUGCCCAAAACUGAAACGAAUCUGGAGGACGUUGGUAGCCUGCGGCCACCCACCCCAAUAGGUUCGUUUGGAGACAGUGAUCAGGACAACCGACCAAAGAUCCCCAUAGAGGAGGAAUUCCCCCGAACCCCUGGUCGUGAUGGCCCAGUUCCCUUAGAAUCAGAGGCCUCAAUCCCUCGGUCUCAUCCUGCCCCUUCCAUGCACCUGCCACUUCCCCUCAAUCAUGUCCUUGAAGCACGUUCCCUUCUUCCACCCCCGGAGGCUUUGCCUGAUUUGCCUGUCCGUGGGCGAUUGCCUAUGGAAGAGGACAUCCCACACACGCCGGGCAGAGACCUCACGGACAGACCUCGAGGUUUAGGCAAGUCUCAAAGCACUGAUACAGUUCCUGUCACACCAGGCAGUGAAACUCCGCUAACAGGUAACAGCUUGAGCUCCCCGCACAUUCCCGGCAGCCCUUUCUCUUACCCUGCCCAAUCCCCUGUUCUCAGUGCUGGCAUCCCUCGAACUCCAGGUAGAGACCUUACUUUCACCCCAGCUUUCCCUGAAUCUGCUGCUUUAGCUGCAGGCCUUCCCAUUCACAGGAAGGCCUCUUCUGAGAGCUUGGAGGAGAAGUCUCUCUUCAAAGAGCCUCUGCUCAGCACCUCUCCUCAAGGCAGCCUACCAAACAAUGCAGCUUCCUCUCCUUUUUAUGGCCCUCCCCUUCAUGCUGCUUCACUUCAGGAGCCAGCCAUGCCACCCCAAGGCUCCUCCCCAUCUUCUGUAGAAACUUCCUCCACCUCUGCUCCAAAAGACAUACCUGUUCCAAUGAUAGAUGUUCCUGUGCCCCUAGAUGCUACUCUACCGAAGAGGAAACCAGGCAGGCCCAAGACUAAAAAGGGGUCUGUGGUUGCUCCUCAAGAUGCCCAAGAGUCUCCAGCUCCGAUGGUUGCCUCUUUGUCUCCAGAUAUACCAUUAAACGACGUGUUCCAAGAGCACCCUUCAGAGACGUUCAAAGAAGCAGAUAGCGAUUCCACAGCCGUAGCCUUGGAGGAAGAAGACCAAACUCAGACAGUCAUACCCCAUGAGGUGGAGGACAGGCUCUUCUAUGUGGAGGAACCUAUUCAGAAGACACGUCGACAGAGGCGGGGCUGGCAGGAGUUGUUGUUAUCCAUGCACUCCCCUGUGAUAACACCGCCCCAUCCCAGUUUUCUACCCCGCUCAGAAUUCGAGGAGAUGACCAUCUUGUAUGACAUCUGGAAUAAUGGCAUUGAUGAGGAGGACAUGCUUUACCUUAAGAUCACUUAUGACAAGAUGCUUCAGCAGGACAAUGGCAAUGACUGGCUCAACGACACACUCUGGGUGCACCAUCCUCCCACCAAUGCGGUUAGUGUCCCGGGGGUGAAGCGGAAGCGGAGAGAAGAUGGCAUACGGGAUCAUGUCACUGGCUGCGCCCGCAGUGAGGGUUACUACAAAAUUGACAAGAAAGACAAAAUGAAAUAUCUGAACAGCUCACGCCUGCAGUCAGAAGAGCCUGAUGUGGACACUCAGGGGAAGAGUAUUCCAGCACAGCCCCAAGCGUCCUCUAGGGCAGGUUCAGAGCGGCGAUCUGAACAGCGACGCCUGCUCUCCUCCUUCAGUUGUGAUAGCGACCUCCUCAAGUUCAACCAGCUUAAGUUCCGUAAAAAGAAGAUCCGGUUCUGCAAAAGUCACAUUCAUGAUUGGGGAUUGUUUGCCAUGGAACCUAUUGCUGCUGACGAGAUGGUUAUUGAAUAUGUUGGCCAGAAUAUUCGACAAGUUAUUGCAGACAUGCGAGAGAAGCGUUACGAAGAAGAGGGCAUCGGCAGUAGCUACAUGUUCCGUGUGGAUCACGAUACCAUUAUAGACGCAACCAAAUGUGGCAACUUCGCCCGCUUCAUCAAUCACAGUUGCAAUCCAAACUGUUAUGCCAAGGUCAUCACUGUGGAGUCACAGAAAAAGAUCGUCAUCUACUCCCGGCAGCCAAUAAAUGUUAACGAGGAGAUCACCUACGAUUACAAGUUCCCCAUCGAGGACGAGAAGAUACCGUGCCUCUGUGGUGCAGAGAACUGCAGGGGAACCUUAAAUUAACCCCAGCUGGGUAGGUGAGAUCUAACUUAUAACAUACACUGCCCCGAAAGCCCAGACGCCCAGUCUUCUGGAGACACCAUGCCAAACCACAGGGAGCUACAGAGGAACUAGUGGGUGUAAUACAACACAUCCACUGAAUUUACAUUGUGCAGCUAAGUGUCUGGGACUUCUUUUUGUACCUUUUCACGAUUGUUUACGAUUUACAGGUGCUCUUUCAAGCAUGAAAAAGAAAUGAGUUUUUCUACCACUCUUCCAUUGACCUCUGUAUGUACAAAAAUACCAUAUUUAUCCCAAAAUGUUUGGGCACUAGGUUUGCUGUCAGCCCGUUUGGCACACUUUGUCUGCCCGUGGAGCUCAUGGUCUGUGUCAGUCCAAUUUUCCUCUGCAGUUUGGUUAUGGAGAGACCGCCCUGUCCCUGAACAUUAACCCCGAACACUUUAAGCUGCUCAUAUCUGUCCAACAUGCACAAAAUUUUGAAUUUUGAAUUUGAAAUAUUUUUUAAUUGCUUCUCUGCCCAUGUACUCCCCCUAGCUCAAUCCAGAACUGUCAUUCUCUACGAAACGAGCUCACUUGGAUAUUCACAACUUUAUGCAAAAAAAUUCUGCUACCAGGAAAGAUUUCACCAGGUUUAGCAUUGUGACACUAACCAAUGUCAGGGGAACUGGGUCAAUUGUCUUCAGUUACAGCUCAACAAUAGCACACCUGCGUCGGCCACAAAACAAAUGAGUAGACAAGGUCCAAAGCUCAGGCAAAUUUACACAAAGUGAAAAGAUCUCAUCACAGUACUUGAGCCAGCGCUUUGUGUAGCAUCUACCGAAUGGAGCUUUUCAGAGGAUCAAAAGCAAACCAAACAAUACACUACACUUAUUCUCUCAAUUAUUCCAUUAUAACGUUCUAUUCAAUAUUGUUCUGCAAAUUUAAGUGUGUGCACUGCCCCCUAGUGUCUUCAAUGUGUAAAGACAGAAAGCUGCUUUAAUACUGAUUACACUUUCCUAACACUCAAGAUGGAAAGCUUUUUACUAAUUCUGCAUCAUCUUAUGUGUCAUCUCACUUUUUCAAGUCAAGACUUUGGUUUUCACUUGGUAGAUGAAGAUGUGGAGAUGCAAUUGGCUUCAUAUUCAUCUAUUCUGAUUCUGAUUCACAUGGGAAUUCUCACCAAUGUUGACAGUACGAUGCUGCUAUUCUGCAAUACUGCAAACUUGUGUUGCUUUUUCAUGAAACCUCCUACUUUCUCUACCAAUUCACUUUAACACAGAUGGCAAAAUCCACCUGCACUGGUUUCAGGUCAGUUAGUGGGUGAAUCUCAUGAAAACACAUCCAAGUCAUAUUUCACCCCCAAGAAAAAUAAAUGAAAUUACAUUUAUCAUAAAGAAAAUUAGGCCAAAUUUUAGAACCAUUAGGAUUUUAGCAUUAUCAUUAUUUUAUUGAAAAUUAAGCACCCCCCCCCUUUGAAGUUCCCAAGUAAUUCACAUUAUUCUCAAUGAUAAUUCCCAUUACUGUAAUACAGUGAUUUCUUUUUUAAAUAGCAUAAAUUAAAGGCAGUACAACAAACUACCAUGAUGUACAAAUUCAUUACAAUUUCAUUUGUUGAAGGAAUGUUCCAGGUUCAAUACAAGUUAAGAUCAGUCGACAGCAUUUGUGGCAUAUUGAUUGCCACAGAAAUUAAUUUUGACUUGCCCCUCCUUUUCUUUAAAAAAAGCAAAAAUCUUGGUUACUGUGAGGCACUUACAAUGGAAGUGAAGGUGGGGCCAAUUUUUUUUUUUUUAUUAUGUUAAAAUACUUUUUCAAAAGAAUAGUCACAAGACAAACAGUAGGCGUGUAAACAUGAUUUUACUGUGAUAAAAUCACUAACAUUUUCUGUGUAAAGUUAGAGCCAAUUUUACAAAUUUGUUGUCAUGAUGAUGUAAUGUCAACAAACCCUUAAUCCCUAAAACGACUGUAAAAAUGACAAUUUAAACAACUUUACAGCUCAUGAGUUUUAACAGAAGAAUUAAUGGGAGGGUUUUUAUAAAAUUAUAAGCUUCAUAUUUCUGCCUUUAAACCCUCCAAAAAUUGGCCCCAUUCACUUCCAUUCUAAGUGCCUCACUGUAACCUCGAUUUCUACUUUUUUUAAAGAAAAGGAGGGACGAGUCGAAAUAAAUUUUUGUGGUAAUCAACAUUAUACCACAAAUGCUGUUGAUUUGAGCUUAACUUGUAUUGAACCCAGAAUAUUCCUUUAAUACAUCAUUAUUUUUUUCAUUUUACAGUAAUUGGAAUGUGUGAAAGUGUGCUUAAUUGUCAUAAAAAUAAUGUCACUAUGUAAAAAAUCUUUAUGUUCCUAAUAUAUAUAUAUAUAUGUAUAUAUAUAUAUAUAUAUAUAUUUUAUCAAAAUAUAAUUUUUUUUUUUUUUUUUUUUUUUUUAUUACUUUGGGGUAAAAUAUUACCUAGACAUGUUACACGAGAUUCACCCUAGUGUAUGACUCUGGUUCUCAUAGUAUUAAGUGUUAUUAAAUGUGUGCAUUGACACAGUAAAUAUAUUUAUAAUAUCACUUUAAAUGCUGAUGCUUUACUGAUAAUCUAGUUAAAUGCAACUUCAGACAUAACAAGUAUUUAGAACAAUCAAGGCCCUGGAGUAUUAGGUUCGUCAGUGCUUUGAGAGCUGCUCAGUUUGAAGUCAACCUAAAAUCGUCUGGUGUGGACCCUGAAGAUUUGAAGAUCAAGGAGUCAAACACGGUGCCAAAUAUGUACUUGGGGAACUUAAAGUGUCGCUCUAAAGGCAGCCUGUUUUCACUUGUUUCCACUCAAGUCUGUGUCUGUAAAUUGUACCUAAAACUCUCCACUGGUACUUAAGGUGAUCUGUUGAGGUUCUUUUGCAUAUUGCUCAGUAUUGAACCAUCAAAAUGUGUUUAAAGAGCCAUUACAGCCAAAUGUCUGCUCCAAAGGACCUACUGACCUGCAAGGCAGCAUCUGGUCACUGUGCUUUCCUUGUUUGAUUUGCUCAUGUUUAUAAAUGCACUAGAAGCUACCACCCCCCAUCAAUCCAACCGGCGCUCACAAGACCAAGCUAUAAAUCACGUCCUUUACAUUAGAUCACUCACAGGGUAAGGUCUCCCGUUUUUUUGUUUUCUUUCUUUUAAAUAUGUUUAUAUUGUACAGGAUAUGAUCAUUUGUAUAAAGGAAUGAGGCUUUUUUUUAUCUGGAUGGGGAGUGAUGCAUCGUUCUUCUUUUACGAGCAGCAAAUGGAGUAUUUAAAAUGACUAUUUUUCAGGGAUCAUUCUAUGAUAAAAAAGGGGUUGAAUAGCUAAUUUAAGGAAAAUGAUGCAUCUUGUAUAUAAAACAGAUUUGUACUUCCUUUUGAAAGAUUGUUUCUUGUAGAAACGUCUUUUUUCUGCCCAUUUUCCUUUGGAUUAUUAUGUGUAAAUACUUUAACUGUGAAUAUAUAAAUAGAAAUAUAUAUAUAUAUAUAUUUUUGGUCCUGAGGAUUUGCUACAGCGUCACGGCUCGGAAAGGUCUAUUUGACAGUGAGUGCAAAGAGCUGGUGGCAGUAUUUUCAGCUUGUGUCAAGCUUUAUUUUUUAUUUUCUGUUGUAAAUUCUAUGAAAAUCUGUUUGCAGUGUGGGGGAAAGCAUUAUCAUUCAGAAAUGGCAAGGGACAUUGGUGAAAUCUACUUAUACCCCCUUGUCUAUUUAUUAUACCACAAAUGUAUGGAAAAAGAUCAUGGAAAAAUAAAGGAUUUUUUCAGA
This is a messenger RNA of Myxocyprinus asiaticus (Chinese sucker), 14835 nucleotides long. It is a transcript of the gene setd1ba, whose product is annotated as SET domain containing 1B, histone lysine methyltransferase a. The record is from RefSeq and is a predicted model, not a curated record. Bases 5592 to 11114 code for a protein of 1840 amino acids. Gene Ontology annotation, molecular function: protein binding; histone H3K4 methyltransferase activity; RNA binding. Gene Ontology annotation, cellular component: Set1C/COMPASS complex. The transcript is spliced from 18 exons. NCBI's taxonomy places the organism in Eukaryota, Metazoa, Chordata, Actinopteri, Cypriniformes, Catostomidae.